Messenger RNA from Peromyscus eremicus (cactus mouse), 1422 nucleotides. It is a transcript of the gene Ahcy, whose product is annotated as adenosylhomocysteinase. Gene Ontology annotation, biological process: L-methionine cycle. The record is from RefSeq and is a predicted model, not a curated record. NCBI's taxonomy places the organism in Eukaryota, Metazoa, Chordata, Mammalia, Rodentia, Cricetidae. Gene Ontology annotation, cellular component: cytosol. The transcript has 10 exons. The coding region runs from base 109 to 1407 and encodes 432 amino acids. Gene Ontology annotation, molecular function: adenosylhomocysteinase activity.
UUCAAAUAAGGGGAUAUUUAAAGACGCCGGCGCCAGGCGUAGAUCCCUGCCCCGCGCCGUACGGCCCCGUUCAUUGAGUUCAUCAGUCCUAGCGGAAGCGCCGCCAGCAUGUCUGAUAAACUGCCCUACAAAGUCGCGGACAUUGGACUGGCGGCCUGGGGACGGAAGGCCCUGGACAUAGCUGAGAAUGAGAUGCCAGGUUUGAUGCGCAUGCGGGAGCUGUACUCCGCGUCCAAGCCACUGAAGGGGGCUCGGAUUGCCGGCUGCCUGCACAUGACUGUGGAGACUGCUGUCCUCAUUGAGACUCUCGUGGCCCUGGGUGCUGAGGUGCGCUGGUCCAGCUGCAACAUCUUCUCUACUCAGGACCAUGCAGCAGCUGCCAUUGCCAAGGCUGGCAUUCCAGUGUAUGCCUGGAAGGGCGAGACAGAUGAGGAGUAUCUGUGGUGCAUCGAGCAGACGCUGUACUUCAAAGAUGGGCCCCUCAACAUGAUCCUGGACGAUGGUGGUGACCUGACCAACCUCAUCCACACCAAAUACCCACAGCUUCUGUCAGGCAUCCGAGGCAUCUCUGAGGAGACCACGACUGGGGUCCACAACCUCUACAAGAUGAUGGCCAAUGGGAUACUGAAGGUGCCUGCCAUCAAUGUCAACGAUUCUGUCACCAAGAGCAAGUUUGACAACCUCUAUGGCUGCCGGGAGUCCCUCAUCGAUGGCAUCAAACGGGCCACAGAUGUGAUGAUUGCGGGCAAGGUGGCGGUGGUAGCAGGCUAUGGUGACGUGGGCAAGGGCUGUGCCCAGGCCCUGAGGGGUUUUGGGGCCCGUGUCAUCAUCACCGAGAUUGACCCCAUCAAUGCACUGCAAGCUGCCAUGGAGGGCUAUGAGGUGACCACCAUGGACGAGGCCUGUAAGGAGGGCAACAUCUUUGUCACCACCACAGGCUGUGUUGAUAUCAUCCUUGGCCGGCACUUUGAACAGAUGAAGGAUGAUGCCGUUGUGUGUAACAUUGGACACUUCGAUGUGGAGAUCGAUGUGAAGUGGCUGAAUGAGAAUGCUGUGGAGAAGGUGAACAUCAAGCCCCAGGUGGACCGCUACAGGCUGAAGAAUGGGCGCCGUAUCAUCCUGCUGGCUGAAGGCCGGCUGGUCAACCUGGGUUGUGCCAUGGGCCAUCCCAGCUUCGUGAUGAGCAACUCCUUCACAAACCAGGUGAUGGCACAGAUUGAGCUGUGGACCCACCCAGAUAAAUACCCCGUCGGGGUUCACUUCUUGCCUAAGAAGCUGGAUGAGGCAGUGGCCGAAGCCCACCUGGGCAAGCUGAAUGUGAAGCUCACCAGGCUGACUGAGAAGCAGGCCCAGUAUCUGGGCAUGCCCAUUGACGGCCCCUUCAAGCCUGAUCACUACCGCUACUGAGAGCCGGGACUGCCC